CGUUUUAUUUUAUGAGUUAUAAUUGACAUGAUGAUUUUACUUUAGAUAAUUUGUUUCAAAAGCCCGAAAUAGAUAGCAGAGAAACAGAAAAUAAGUCUCGUCGACUAUAAAAGUGAUGAAUAAGAAGUUGCUGAAAGAUACGACUCUCCAGAACUAGUAAUAGAGGAAGAAGAGGUUUUAGAGGAACCUGACAAGAAAGAAAUAGAUGCCAAAAACAAAGAGCAGAAGAAGUUAAAAAUAACAGAAGAUGUGACAAUUAAAACACCUAAUCGUCACGAAUUCCUGUUCAAAGCUGCAGAGGAACUAAGACAGAAGCAGCAAAUAAGUCAAGUUGAGAAGCUAGCCAAAAUUAGUAAACAGGCAGCUAACUCAAACAAAAUCGCAGUUUAAAAGCCUAAUCCUUGAAGCAGGUGAUGUUGAUGGCCAGAGAUAUGGUCAAUACUCUGGCUCAAACAUCCAAAGAUAAUCGAGAGGCACAGAGGAUUCGUUAUGAAUCACUGAAGAAUUUCCCUGAUUGAAUUUUCUGAUGGUAACAAAGAAAUUUACAGAGAAACAGGUUUUCCUGUAUUACCAAAUAUCUACAUGGAGUAUUUGGGGGACGUAAGAUUCUUCCACGAGACCUACAACGUGGUAUCAUAUAUCAACUUGGAUGAAUUGACAUUCCAGGAAUCCGAAAUCAUGAAAGGACUCAACAUGGUCAACACGUUUUGUAACGAAAAUUGUACUGAAGCGAAUCUGAUAAAGAAAAUACGUAAUCAAUUUGAGACAUUUAGACAAGAUAAGUAUAAACUGUUUUCUGCUAUAGGAGUUCGAAAUCUAGUUAGAGAAAAGAGAGGUCUAUUCAAUUUUGUCGGUCAACUUUCCAAAAUUUUAUUCGGAACUAUGAGUUCAGAUGACGCAAUUUAUUACAACAAUGAAAUUGAUGCUAUUCAUAGGGAUAAUAAAAGAAUAAGUGAAUUAUUUCGAAAUCAAACAUACAUAUUGCAAUUAACUAUUCAUAAAACUGAAAGCCUCUUUAGAGAACAUAGUGAAAAGUUUAAUAAAAUAAAUUCUAAUUUUCAAAGUAUUGAUAAAAACAUUCAAAAAAUCUUAGAGACUGAAAAUAUCAUUCAAAAAGAUACUGUAAUCACAGAUAUUUGCUUAGAAAUUGAGUUAGCCCUAAUUGAGUUUAGUAGAAAUGUUAAUAUGAUAGUUCAAUCUAUUAGUUUUGCAAAAAUUGGUCAAAUAAAUUCCCAAUUAUUAACACCAGAUUUACUCAUGAGUUCAAUAAAAUUGAUAAAAGACGAAAGGGGAGCAAACGAAAUGCCAAUUGCUCUUCAUCAAGGCAACUAUUUUGAAUAUUUAGAAAUAAGUGACGUAUCAAUAAGUGUAAUAGGAUAUAGAUUUGUUUAUGUAAUCAAAAUACCGAUUUUAGAAAUAGGAAAUUAUAAAGCAUACAGAGCAAUUCCUGCUCCUAAAUUAAUAAGAAGUAAUCUAUUGGCUUAUAUAUCAAAUCCAAACGAUCAUAUAAUUACUAAUAAUGAAAGACUAUUAUAUACCCCUAGCGAUAAAUAUUUUUUAGAAACUUGUAAAACCCACAAAUCACUUUAUUUCUGUAAAACGAUAUACCCAAAAUACUUUAUUCAAAAACAAGACACAUGUAUGAGCAAAAUAGUAAACGAACCUGUAAAUUUAAGCGAAAAUGAUUGUGAUAUUAAACUGAUUAGUGUAAAAACUUCUAUUUGAAUACAAUUUAAAAGUAAUGACAAAUGGUUAUAUUCGGCCCCUAAACCUGAGACUAUUAAAAUUAUUUGCAAUAAUAAGGUAACAGAUAAAAUUAUAAACGGAACAAAAAUAUUGUGGAUCGCACCUGGAUGUAGUGUUGUCUCUAAUAGUGUCGUACUAAAUUCUUACAAAAGUACAAAUUACGACAAUAAUCAAACUUUUAUACCAUUGAUUAAUUAUAACUUUCACCAAAAUUUCCAAAUGAUCAAUAAUUCAAUUAUGAACCUCAGUUUAUCCAAAAUUUAUUCAAUAGAGACACCUGAUGUAAAAAUUGAGGAUUUAACUAAAUACGGAACUAAACUAAAUGAAAUUGAAAGAGAAAUUACUACCGGAUGUACGCUCAAUACCAAGAUCUAGCGUUAGAGAGUAGAGACUAGAGACCCGCACCUAAUCUCUAGUACCUAACCUCUUAGUACCUAAUCUAAAAGUGGAUUUCUGAAUUUAUUAUUGAUGAUUUUUUUUUCGCAAUUGCGAUAGGUAACCAUGAACGAACACAAACCACUUAUGAAAAAAUAAUGUUUUGGCUAACUUAUGCUAUGUAUGCUUUAGGUGUGUUAGUUAUAUUAUAUUUAGCUUACAAAUUAAGAAUCUUUCAAUUGAUUAAAUUCAUAGUAAAUAAGUUCUUUUCACUAUACAAUAAGUUAACCAACUAUUGUGUUUCAUCUCCUAAAACUCAACUCAAUAACGACGAAAAUUAUUCCAACGAAAUUCCAAUGAAAACAAUAUGUUACGCAAAUUCUAUUUCUUCAGAUUUAAAUAGCAUUUCAGAAGAUAGUAAACAAAACCAUCAUUCAAAUCAGAGAAGAAAACUAACUAAAUCAAAAUUACGCAUAUCAGAAUUUGAAGACUCAACUUAACACUUUUUGUUUUGAAAAUCUUUUUCUUUUUGGAAGAUUUUCCAAUCUAAGGGUGGGGGUGUUACGCCGUGACUACCUCACACCAUACGUGUAUUUAAUUUUUGCUGACUGUAAUAUUAUUACACCUGUGUCUCGAGACUCAUGGCAACUCCCUUACUUAUUUUUCUCAAGCGCAGUAACACAUUAAUAGCACUACUUUUGUAUUUUGAUAUUUUUUCAUUUUUUAGUCAGUCGACAGGAAACUAUCAUUGAAGUAGAAACAGAAAGAAAUAAAGUUUUCUCGAUUCAUGUGAAGAAUAAGAAUCAGAAUAUUGUCAAUAAGUUUAGA
This is a messenger RNA of Chelonus insularis, 2949 nucleotides long. RefSeq lists its product as uncharacterized. The record is from RefSeq and is a predicted model, not a curated record. The transcript is spliced from 3 exons. Lineage: Eukaryota; Metazoa; Arthropoda; Insecta; Hymenoptera; Braconidae. Bases 583 to 1725 code for a protein of 380 amino acids.